AUGAGUUCCCCACCCGAAGAACCACAGCCACAGCCAGAAGACACCCGCAGUCUGAUUAAGUCCCCAGGUCGCAUUCAUCGCUGGAUGGACGGUACCGGCGAGUUCAAUCAACCCAUUUCACCAUCCAACAAUGUACCAAAUAGUCCACCUUCUGGAAAUCCAUACGACCUGGACGGAGUAAAUUUAAGAAGCCCUUCAAUUGGCCCUCGUCCUGCAGCCUCACAUGAUGUGUUUGUUGCUGCAUUCAACCGAGAAGGUGCGCAGACUGGUGCAGGUUUCACUGGAAAUAAUCAACAACCAAACCAAGAAGCUCCGAAUGCUUCGGAUGCCCUACUAGGUCAAAUGACUACCCACCACAACUUGGUUGGUCAAAUUCAACAGCGUAAUGAGCAUCUUCUCGGCAACACGUACGAGUUAUCACCGAUUCCGAACUCGGGAGAUAAUGCACACCAAGCUAUUCCUGCUGGAAACAAUCGUGUUGAAAAUCCACCAAACUCGACACUACUUCAAUAUCACAACGAAAAUAGAAACGCUUUACUGAACAUUUUCCCGGAUUCACCUUACGGUGAAUUCCAACCCCUUGAUCAGAGAGCUCUUCAAAUGGAUACGGCUUCAGGUAUGAUGAAUGCCAUGAACAACUAUUCCUACCAACCGGGAUACGGCGGUUUACAACCCCCGGAUCAGAGAGUUCAUCAAGCAGACACCGCUUCAGGUAUGAUGAAUACCAUGAACGAUUAUUCCUUCCAGCCGCGUUACAGCGGUUUACAACCUCCGAGUCAGACAGCAAAUCAAGCAGAUACGGCUAUAGGUAUGAUGAAUACUAUGAAUGAUUAUUCUUCCCAGCCGCGCUAUAGUGGUUUACAGCCUCUGGAUCGGAGAGCUCACCAAGCAGGUACGGCUACAGGUAUGAUGAAUACCAUGAACAGCAAUCCCUCCCAGACGCGUUACGGCGGCUUACAGCCCCCGGGCCAGAGAGGAAAUCAGGCGGAUAUGACCAGAUGUACAAUAGUUGCAAGCAUGGCUGACCAUUUCUGCCGACCCCUAGUUCAGAGAGCUCGUCAGUUCGAUAUGGCUACAGCUAUGAUGAAUCCGAUGAAUAACUAUCAAGGAGAAAUGCAUGGCCAAGUUCCGGUGAACAACCCAGUUCCUACAUAUCAUACUGAUAACCAAAACGACUUUUUCGGGUAUGAUCCCCAGGACCAGGAGGUCCAACAAAACGACGUUUUUGGGAAUAAUCCGCAAUACCCGGAGGUUCACCAAAACGACAUUUUCGAGAAUAAUCCCCAUUACCCAGAGGUUCACCAAAACGACAUUUUCGAGAAUAAUCCCCCAUACCCGGAGGUCCAACAGAACGACCAUAUGUUAAAUAAUUAUAAUAUGGAUUCGGCACAGCAAACCGUCCAAAGCUCCGGAGACAACAUGCCAAGCAGUAAUCUUCCUGGUACAACUCCUCAACAGAACAUCCUGGAAAGUAUCGAACAACCUCCACAUAAUCCUCAACCAAACGCAUCUCCUCAGCAAGUACAUUAUGUGGAUGAAUCUGAUGACGCUUUCACGACACCUGAUCACUCUCUCACUACACCUUCCCAGAACAUGCCAGUACCUCAUACACCUUCCGGUUAUGUUAGUGACCAGAGAGCUCCAGGAGCAGUAGGUACAGGCUUGGGUGUGUUUAAUGUUCCAGGUAAUAUGACAUCAGGCCAGCAUGUAGUCCAGAAUGAACAAGGCUUGGGUGGACCUAAUGCUCCAGGCGAUAUGCCAUCAAACCAGUAUGAAGUCGCCAACGAUGAAGACAAUAUGCUACCAAACCAGCAUAUAGUCCAGAACGAACAAGACUUAGGUGCCCCUAAUGUUCCAGACAACAUGCCACCAAACCAGCAUAUAGUCCAGCACGAACAAGACUUAUAUACGGCUGAUGCUCCAGGCGAUAUAUCACAAAGCGAGCAUAUAGACCGCAACGAUCCAGGCGAAAUGCCCACUUCAGGUGGUGAUCAAAUGGAUACUUCAGAGGACCGAAUCCAGUUUGGUAGGCUGAGUACUAUUGCACAACUUGCGCAGCUCUCUGACUCAAUUCCAGACGCUCCUGAACCAUUCAACACAAUUAAUUCUGGCCCUUUCUUUCCACAAGAUGCUAGUCCUAUGCAACCACUCCAGCUUGAUAGCAAUCCGACGGCUACCUCAAAUGUUGAGGAAGCGGGAGCAGCCUUCGACUCCGAAGAAGCUGGUACUCGAUCUGCUAGGAUUUUUCCACCAAAUAUACCAGGCACAUUGGCGCCCAGCAUGCAUCAAGCACAGAUGGAAGCUCCUCAUGCUCGCAACACGUUCAAACAUCCCGCCAGAAAUGAUAAAUCCGAUACCCGGAAGGACCCUCCACGGGACGCAAACAGAGUAAAUAAGUCGAUUCGUCGCAGAAAGCCAGCGAAGACGCAGAAAUUACAGUCUGCAAUCGCCAACAGCGCUUCUCAAUUGCUGGAGGAGUCGGCACCGCAGGCUGCUGAAGCACAGAAUAAUCCUGAGAACUCAAAGUCUCAAGCGAUUGAAGCACAGGAUGAAUCCGAGACCAGUGUUGAAUCAGUUGACUAA
Botrytis byssoidea is the source of this 2583-nucleotide messenger RNA. RefSeq lists its product as uncharacterized. Lineage: Eukaryota; Fungi; Ascomycota; Leotiomycetes; Helotiales; Sclerotiniaceae. Bases 1 to 2583 code for a protein of 860 amino acids. The transcript has 4 exons. The record is from RefSeq and is a predicted model, not a curated record.